Molecule: messenger RNA, 1314 nt
Organism: Zasmidium cellare ATCC 36951
Lineage: Eukaryota; Fungi; Ascomycota; Dothideomycetes; Mycosphaerellales; Mycosphaerellaceae
Exons: 6
Coding region: 1-1314 (437 amino acids)
Biological process (GO): secondary metabolite biosynthetic process
Molecular function (GO): FAD binding
Source: RefSeq, a predicted model, not a curated record
AUGUCUGACUCCAAGCAGGAAGAUUUCAGCGUCGCCGUCGUUGGCGCUGGAAUCGCUGGGCUUGCCCUAGCAAUAGGUCUACACAAGCAUAACAUUCCCUUCACACUCUACGAAGAAGCACCGCAGUACUCGACUGUCGGCGCUGGCAUUGGCUUCGGUCCCAAUGGGCUUCUGGCUAUGGAUCUGAUAGGAGAAGGGUUCAGACCAAAGUACGAGUCCAUUUGUGUUGGCAAUAAGUCAGCAAGAGACCAGGACGUCUUCUUUGAGGGUCUUCUCUGCGAAGAGGGCCUAGGACUGGACAAGGAUUGGUAUGGACGUUCAUCUUGGGGGUCGCCGAAUUACACUCGCAAGUCUGCACACCGCAAAGAGUUACUGGACAUCUUGACGAGUUUCAUCCCAAUCGAGAAUGUCAAAUUCAGCAAGCGCCUCUCGAACCUCGAGCAGCAUGGCGACAAAGCUGUGCUGCAUUUCUCGGACGGGGAAGUUGUUAAAGCAAGCGUUGUGGUAGGCGCAGACGGUAUCCAGAGUGUCGUGCGAGACCAUGUGCUUCGUCCGCUGAGCCCCGAUCAAGUCGAGCCAGUGUAUGCCCAGUCGUAUGCCUACCGAGCAGUGAUACCCAUGGAAGCAGCAAAUGAAAUUCUUGGAGACCUGACCGACACUGCCAAGAUCUAUGUUGGUCAGGACCGAAACGUCGUCACAUAUCGAAUUACCGGAGGCAAGGAGUUCAAUUUCCUUCACUGCGUCUAUACAGAUGCUGCAUGGCCGACACCGGAUUCCAUGACGCAAGAGGUCACCCACGAGGAAAUGAUGGCGGACUUUGAGGGUCAUGGCAUCGACGAGCGGUUGCUCAGGCUUCUGGGGAAGGCGAAGCCCAUACGAUGGGGGUUGUUCCAUCAUCUGAGAUCAUCGACGUACUUUCGAGGCCGGGCUGUCCUCAUGGGAGACAGUGCCCACGCAUCACUCCCGUACCAAGCAGCUGGAGCUGGCCAGGGUGUGGAAGACGCCUUGAUUCUGUCGACGGUGCUUGGCCAUGUAUCCAAAGUCUCCAGCAAAGAGAAUUUGACCGCAGCAUUAGAAGCAUAUGAUGCGGUACGGCGGCCGCGAGCUCAGAGGCAGCUUGAGCAGAGUCUUGAGGCUGGUGAACUCCUCAGCUCCCAAGAUCCGAAAGCAGGUUCGGAUAUGGAGCAAGUUCUCCAAAGGAUGCAGGGAGACCGUUUUGAUUGGCUAUGGUUUCAUGAUUUGAGGCAGGAUGUACAGCUUGCGCGGGAGGAGAUGGAGCAGAGACUCUCGACGUCGGUGAAUGGUUCCGAGUAA